UAGCUUGGACGACUUGACCUACAUUGCGCGCUCUCGAAUGGAAACAUCAACACGAAGGAGUUCGUGUAAGAAGUGAACUUAAAGUUGGUUCGGCGGUAUUAAAAUGGUUGGGAAGAUAAAAUAUGUUCGGCAGAAGCUUCACCACGAGGCCGUAAAGGUCGAUGGGCCGAUCGGCUUCGCGCAGCACGGCUCACUGGUGUCUUCUACCGUACAGAAGGAUCCUGGUGAACUACUCACAGCAAAUCUAAGACUGGGGAGCAAGCCUCACAGACAGGCCCCUGCAUUGGCAUCCUUCCCCUCCAGUGUUUUUGCUGGCACUAAGAUCUCUCCUGAAGCUCUGGUACAGACACUCAAGUUUGAUGAAGCUCCAGAUGUGCCCACACCUGUCACGAAAGCAUUUGAGAACAACAGAGAAAAAACAACAACAGCUACAGGGACAGGACUGCUCAGAGCCUCUACAGCCUUUUGUCUUCACUCUUUCAUUUCCAAAAGGAAAGAACUGUUUCUACGUUGGGUUAACCCUGCAUGGGUUUUGGUCCUGAUACAUGCACGGAGUGUCAGCGCUGGUUUAUGCCGCACGAAGCUUUGUUUUCUGUUCAAGAAGGAAGGCACGGAAAUCAAGAAAAUGCAGUCAAAGAAAGAAAAGAUGAAGGAGAGGAGGGAGCGGUGGCUCAGCAAGAUCAGCUCCAUUAAGCAGGCGAAAGAGCUCCAAGCAGCCGAGGUCCGGAGACAGGCCACUCCUGUAGUGGGAGACAUGAGGCCGCUGGCUGACGCCUUACCGGAGCUCUCUCAGCUCAUCUCCCCAGCUUCCACAGCCCCCGUCGCUUGCCGCAAAAGCAGGAAAAUCAAAGUCCCGGUGAAGAGACCAGAGCCCACAGAUUUCAGUCAGAUGAAACGCUCACAGAAACGCAAACUGCUGGAAACUGAGACCAGCAGGUUCAGCAAAGCAGUGAGGACACUCUCAGGUAAAACCAACCCUCUGGCUGAUAUCGGUGAGCUGCUAAGGAAGAAGAUGAGACAGGAGGAAGAGCAAAGCUGCGUUUAGCAAGAUCCCAAAGCUGGACUGUGGGAGGCUGAAGAGUAUCCACACACAAACAUUUAUAACUGUCAGCGAACAGCAACAACCCUGAUACCUGUGAGUGACACAGCAGGGUUUCUCUGAAAUAAUAAAUCACAACGUUCAGACCCGACAUGUUCUGUUUCAUUUCUGUUACAAGGUCACAAACUUUAAUCACUCUGUGUUCAUUAAAAAUAAUAAUAACGUAACAUCCCAGGAUGUGUACUUUCAGCUGCUCACCUGUGAAUAAGGCCGUGACCUGACAGUAGUGUUCGAACUGUCACCACAUUCACAUACCUCUAACAGACAGAAAUGUGGAUGCUUCUGAUAAUUCCCCUUUAUUUCAGCCUGGUGUGUUCCCAGUAACGUGGCACAUGUCUCCGUGCUGACUCUCCACUUCAGCUGUAGAUGCAAAUGAAAUGAGGAGUCUCACAAAAACAAUGUGAAACCCAAGUCUGACUUACAGGAAAUGCAGAAAUUAGAAGAGAUAAGACAUAAGUAAUGUC
Messenger RNA from Pelmatolapia mariae (spotted tilapia), 1563 nucleotides. RefSeq names its product SLX9 ribosome biogenesis factor (gene slx9). The transcript has 8 exons. Gene Ontology annotation, biological process: maturation of SSU-rRNA from tricistronic rRNA transcript (SSU-rRNA, 5.8S rRNA, LSU-rRNA). The record is from RefSeq and is a predicted model, not a curated record. The coding region runs from base 104 to 1045 and encodes 313 amino acids. Lineage: Eukaryota; Metazoa; Chordata; Actinopteri; Cichliformes; Cichlidae. Gene Ontology annotation, cellular component: preribosome, small subunit precursor; 90S preribosome; nucleolus.